Pseudomassariella vexata is the source of this 1235-nucleotide messenger RNA. RefSeq lists its product as uncharacterized. The coding region runs from base 423 to 1091 and encodes 222 amino acids. The record is from RefSeq and is a predicted model, not a curated record. The transcript has a single exon. NCBI's taxonomy places the organism in Eukaryota, Fungi, Ascomycota, Sordariomycetes, Amphisphaeriales, Pseudomassariaceae.
CAGGCGCUCGUCGCAUACAAUGUGCGCGCUACAAGUCUCGAAGUCUGCAGAUGUGACAUGUCAUGCCGCACAUGGAUGAAGCUGUUGUGGAUAGCCUCUUCGUGUCGGACGAGCCGAUGGUUACCUAUUUCCACAACUGUGACUACCUAGCCAUAGGUACAGGGGCUCGAAUCUGCAGUGAGCCAUCCGUCCGACUCAGGGCGUUCACUUGGAAUGAACCAUUGUAAUCUGAAGCCACCUUGGUAGUUGACGUGAAACAUAAGGAGUCAGUCGGCUGGUUAUCCUUCGCUGGCUUACAAGCUCUGACACACAUGCUGAUUGAAAUUAGUUAUAAGAUGACAUGGUAUAGCAGCAGGUCGCGUCCUUUGGCAAGCCGGUUUUACAAUCGGACUGCUCUACGGGCAUGUAGUUCUUGAUCGAUCAUGCUUCACAGCGGGGAUGAAUGCAGCGAGAGAGACGAGUGGCAAUCGAAGCAGAGAAUGCUAGCGCCGGUACAGCGUCAUUGUCGCAAAUCCUGGUGCAUCAUCGUUCAUAAUUUCCUGCAAGUGCGUGUUGUCCUCGUCUUCGCUCGAUUAUCUCGGACGCUAAUAAAUAUACAUCAAGCGUAUCACCAAUCACGGUGCGCUGUUUCGAAACCUACCCUGGAUCCCGAGACCUUGGAUCCGGGUGUGGCAUUCAUCCAGAAACAUAGACCAGGGCCGUGGGCCAACGCUGCCGUCAGCUGCCGACUGCACCCAUAUCCUGGUUUGCUUGUGUGGCGUUCGUUCUCCCGCAGCGGUUUCCGCAGGCUGACGGAAUUUGGGAAAGAAGCGAGGGUUUCGGUGAUGAACUGGCAAGCAGAACCAGCCCUGCUACAGCGUCUAGAAGUUGGAUGUCCCGGGGCCUCAAAUGCGGCCGACCAAUUUCGGCUUAUGAUCAGCUUCGAGGGCGCUAUACCAACGCAGCGGCCUGCACCAUAUUGCGGUGGAGAGAUGAUGUGUGCGCCGCGACAGUGCUGUUUUUAUUGGGGUACAUCGAAUGCAACUCACGACGACGGGACAUGGGAGACGAUCCUCGGUGAGGUGGUGCCCCUCCCGGCCGCACUGGGUUGAUGAUGAUGACAUCCGGCCAGCCUAGCGCAUACCGAAAGGGAUGGGGAACCAAACGAGCCGCUCGAGCCUUGCAGCAAGUUUGUCCGUGUCGUAUGCUCCCUUGCUGACAGAGUAAAAAGUUCCUCGCAGCAAAGAGUCGCGGUG